Messenger RNA from Anolis sagrei ordinatus, 6949 nucleotides. It is a transcript of the gene GPR63, whose product is annotated as G protein-coupled receptor 63. Lineage: Eukaryota; Metazoa; Chordata; Lepidosauria; Squamata; Anolidae. Gene Ontology annotation, biological process: G protein-coupled receptor signaling pathway. The record is from RefSeq and is a predicted model, not a curated record. Gene Ontology annotation, molecular function: G protein-coupled receptor activity. Gene Ontology annotation, cellular component: membrane.
GGCGGCAGGCAAUGCGCCCCACUUGCUGUUUUGGCCGCCUCCUCCUCUUCUUCCACCGGGAAGCUUUUGUUCGGCUCUCCUCGAUUUGGAAGCAGAAGCAGCGGGUUGCUGUUCCUUCCCUUCUUCUUCCUCCUCCUCCUCCUCCUGCUGCUUUUGGUCAGGAAAGUUCCAGGAGGUGAGACUCGUCCUGGCAUCCCACGCAAGACAAAAGGGCUGCCAGAAUGAGUGAAGCGCUACUUUCCUCCUGCUGGAUAUGUAACUACAGUUUGGCCCAUGGAUCAUGACAUACCACCCUUAUUAACUAAAAUGCCUUGAAGCUUCUUUCUGCGUUCUGCUCUGCUGAAGUGAUGGUUCUUUCUGGGAUGCUGACCCGUGCUCAUUCUGCAAUCCUCAAUGCAACUUUCAUUGUCUAUGAAAAUGCCUAUGGAAAUAUCACCACUCCUUUCUUCUUGGUUCGUAGUGGUACGGUGCGGCCACUGAAAUACCACUUAGGUGCCAUGGUUACCACUGAGGCAACAGCUUUGACAGAUAACAGCACACCUGCCCUUCCUUUGCAAGACUUCAAGAGCUUGAGCCUCCCACUCCAGAUUAUACUUUCUGCUGCCAUGGUAUUUAUAUUCCUAGUUUCUUUCCUUGGUAACCUUGUUGUCUGCCUCAUGGUCUAUCAGAAGACUGCAAUGCGAUCUGCUAUUAACAUUCUCCUAGCUAGCUUGGCUUUUGCAGACAUGCUGCUUGCUCUGCUGAAUAUGCCUUUUGCUCUGAUAACUAUCAUCACAACUCGAUGGGUGUUUGGCGAUACCUUUUGCAGAGUCUCUGCUAUGUUCUUCUGGCUGUUUGUCAUUGAAGGUGUUGCCAUUCUGCUCAUCAUUAGCAUUGACAGAUUCCUUAUCAUAGUUCAGAGGCAGGAUAAGCUGAAUCCUUACCGUGCAAAAGUCCUUAUUGCUGUCUCCUGGGCUACAGCCUUUGUAGUUGCUUUCCCACUCUCUGUGGGGAACCCAAGUCUACAGAUACCUUCUAAAGCACCUCAGUGUGUGUUUGGGUACUCAACAAGCCCUGGCUACCGUGCCUACGUGAUACUGGUGGUCCUGAUCUCCUUUUUCAUUCCAUUCUUGGUGAUGUUAUAUUCUUUUAUGGGCAUCCUCAACACAGUACGGCAUAACGCAGUUCGCAUCCAUAGCCACCCAGAUAGCAUUUGCCUCAGUCAAGCCAGCAAACUUGGUCUCAUGAGCCUCCAGAGACCCUUUCAAAUGAACAUUGAUAUGAGCUUUAAAACUCGUGCCUUCACAACCAUCUUGAUUCUAUUCAUUGUCUUCAUUAUCUGCUGGGCCCCCUUCACCACCUACAGCCUUAUUGCCACAUUCAACAGCCACUUUUACCACAAGCACAACUUUUUUGAGAUAAGCACUUGGCUCCUUUGGCUCUGCUACCUCAAGUCGGCUCUGAACCCACUGAUUUACUAUUGGAGGAUCAAGAAGUUUCAUGAUGCGUGCUUAGACUUGAUGCCCAAGUACUUCAAAUUUUUACCACAGCUACCUGGUAACACCAGAAGACGUAUCCGGCCUAGUGCUGUGUAUGUGUGUGGGGAGCACCGGUCAGUAGUGUAAAACUUGGAAACAGUGGACAGAUGCUCUUUUCUGAUGUAUGCUUGUCUUGGUGGAUUUUUUACAUGGUUUCUUCAGCUGCCAUAUUUACAACUUUUAGUAUAUAGUCUAGUAUCAUGUCCAAUUUCAAGAAAAAGAUUACAGUUGGUCUUUGCUGCCAGAGUAUAACUCAACAAAGUUAUGGGCUACAAAGUUUUAGAAAACAGCUUCUUCUGCUGAAGAGGCAAGCCACAGUUUAUGUUUUCUUUUCAGCAGACACAAGAGUUCAAUUCAACGUUUGCCUUGAAUCCCACCUUGACAGAAAGACAGGAUAUACAUAAUUACAGUUGUCCUUUCACAUUUGUGGUUUUUACUUUUUCGGAUUUGAUUAUUUACUUACUUGAUUUCAAAUGUUAUGUCUAGGAAUCUCUAGGUCCUCUGGCAUGACUAUAGUCUAUUUCCUCCAGUCAUACCCAAGGGCCAAAGAUUUCAAAAGAAGAAAACUUUUCUAGAGAUCUUUCAGUCCCCCAAUGUGAUUUUAUAGUUAGCUUCCAGCAGAUGCUGAUCAUACACUUGUGAAUGGAAAUCUUGGAAAUUCCUAGAGAGAUGUUUAGCAAUUUCUUUAUUCAUAGUUUUUCACUUUUUAAGGGCCCUGUUCCCCUAACCCCAGCAAAUGUGGAGAGCUGGCUGUAAUUCAAUAAAUAAAUAAAUAAAUAGAACAAAAUAAACAUUCUACAUUCGGGUUGCCACUUCUGCAGUGGGAAAUUUCCUCCCGCCCCUUGUACACAUCCUGCAAUCUCUUCUGGACAGUGUCCCAAUGCAUUGGGGAUGAUUGGGGUGUACGCAAGGGCUGACAUGUAGAAGAGCAAUUCAGUCCACCAGUACUGUCUGGUUUGUUGGCUGAAAUAUGCCAACAAACCAGUAGUCAAUGCUCUAGAUCAGGGUUUUUCAAACUGUGCUCCCCCAAAUGUUUUGGACUUCAGCUCCCACAGUUCCUAGUAGCUGGUAAGCUGGCUGGGAUUUCUGGGAGCUGAAGUCCAAAACAUCCGGAGGAGCACAUUUUGAAAAACCCUGCUCUAGAUAGCCUCCUACUACAUGCAAAGAUUUUCCUUACACACACCUGCAGCUGCCUAUGGAUUGUGGUCACUACCUCCAGGAUUCUGUGGUGGAGAGACAAAACUCAGUUUGGUUUGUCAGGGUUGAUACUAAAGACUAGAGAUCUGUUUAAUUGUAGAUGUUUUUAAUGCUGCUAUUUUAUGGUUCAUUUAGCAGAAUGGAAAUCAUGUUACUGCUUUAUGCCAACAAAGUAGAGCCAAAAAAUUUCUUAUUUUCUUAAAAUUUCCAAGAGUUGCAGUGAUAUGAAAAAUAGAUUUUAGCAUCUCUGUGCACUUUACAAUACCUUUUAGUUUAUGUGUGUGAGUAUUCUAUUUUGUUUCAUUCCUUCCUGCAAAAGAUACUGUAUGUUAAUUAAUCUCUUUCAGUGAAUGGCAAUUAUAAUAUUUUUUGUGUGUUUGGUUUCACAGAUGUACAGUCUCUCUUGAGUUUACUUGAAUUUUAGAAGUAUCUCAUGCAUAUGUUUCCAAUGAGAGUUUGUAUGUAACUUUCAGUGCAGUCCAGCUGGAAAUCAGUAAGAAUUAGUCCUGUGAAUUUGAAGGCUUGGUUUUACUCCUUUUUUCAGUGGAAUAUAGGUAUGAGUUAAAUUUCUGUAGACUGGGCAUGUUCUAUGUCAUAGGCUAAGCCCUGUUCAGCAGUAUUUUAAAAAGUAUCAAAAUGUCAGGAUCCAAAGAGAUUCUUUAGGCAUACCAUAAGCAGGCUGCCCAACAGACAUUUUUACUCUUCUUUGAAAUAGCAUUGCCUUAUUUCAUGUCACGGACUGCUUUUUUGAAACAAUUCAUGAUUUCAAAAGAAAUACGUCAUGGAGCAGAUUGACGUGGUUAUUGAACACAUGUCCAAAUAUUGAUUCGAAUUAAAAUAGAUUCCCAAGAAGGAAAAAAUACGGUAGUCCUACAAGGUAAAAAUACUAAUUUGUGAUUUAUUAUACAUUGUAUCUAUUAAUAAUACACUGAUUUCUUCAGUAGAAGUGGCUUUUGGAGGAGGCAACAAAACAGAAAAAGGUUGAGUGAAAAUGAACAUUUUCCACACUCCCAUUGGAAUUGAGUUCUGAACCAGCCCUGACAUUUCUCCCUCCCUCCAUCAGUCAAGCUUUUUGUGGGGUUGUAUCAACCACUACCUUUAUCUCUUGAUAUUUUCCCUCAAUGCAUCCAUUCCUAUUUCAGAAAAAAUGCGAGGGAGGGUGGAGAGAUAAAUAUUACUAUCAUAAUCAUCUUAGAAGACUUCUCUGUAAUCAUUUAAAUGAACUUGAGCAAUGUAAAUGCAUUAAAGCUAUUUUUAGGUUUAUUGUGUCUUACUGAACCACUCCCCUUUGGAUUCUUUAAUGGCAGCAAAUGGCAUUACUUGGAGCAGUACUUCAAAAGGAGAAAAGGAGUGAAUAGCCUUUUAAAAAAUCUGUAUGCUUUGAAGUAGGUCGACUGAUUCAGAACGAUCAGUUCUGGCGCACUAUUUUAUUUUGCUGUGAGGAAGAUUUUCCACUUUGCACCUCAACAGUAAUUUGACGUCUCCUUUAAAAUAUUAUCGCUCUCAAUAAAGUAAUGUGCCACUGCCAAUGCCAAUCCCAUUGCUCUGUCUUCCAACAGAAUGUAUCAUAAGACUCAUCACAUGUUCAUUGUUUGAAGAGCAUCUCUUGUAGAGUCAUAUUGCUGACCUUGCCUCCAAGGCUAAUGACUCCUUUCCUCCAGAUUGAUUGAGGCAUCUGAUCCUGGAGACUUUUGGAGGUGGACCUCACUGCCUUCAGGUGUCCAUGGCAGCUGGAAUCCUAGAGUCAUAGGCCUCUCGCAUGGACUUUCUCAGUUCCCUUGUCUGUUGGCUAGUGUUACAGUGUCAUUUGAGUAGGCGACUAGGCGACUCCAGCAUCAAGGGCCCACUAUUCCUUUCAAUUUGUAAGCCCUUCAGGGAGAGAAAAGACUAUACAUGCAGGUUCUUAUAAUACGUGAAGAAAGGUACUAGGUCAGAUACAAUCAAUUUUAAGUGUCAUUUAUCCCACAUUUAUCAUGGAGAGAAAGAAAAAAAGAUGUCCUCAAGAAAAUUGUAUGCCUAAAAUCUAGAAAUGCAUUUAAAGAAUAAGUGUGGAGAUAUAUAUUCUUUUAAGUUCUUGACAGCUAAUGCAUUCUUGGAUUGGUUCCCCCCCCCCCAUCAUAUUCUUUUUAUGUGUAGAAAUUUUGAACAACAGUUCAGCAUUCAGAUCACAUCUUUAUAAAUUUUGUAUGAUGCUACUGUUAAAUGGCAGUGGAUGGUGUGCUGUAGUAUAAAUGGGUGCUUGACAGAAAAGGCAAAUAGAUUGGAUGUGACUUUUCACCCUGCACAGUCCUUCAUUUGCCACAUUUCACUAAUUGUUCACAGUGAGCUAAAGAAUUUGAAGAGCAUUGACAUUAUGGGGAAGAGAGGCAAAUCUCUCAUUACUAUCAAUACAAAGAGAUAUUUUUGCACAUAAGACUGAGCACUGCCUUCCUUUAGUUGAAAGUAAUUCCCACUAUGUUAAUUGCUUCUUACUCCAGUUUUAAGUAUUCUAGUUUGUGCUGACACCCCUCUUCACCCCUUGGAGAACAGAGCAGGACUGUAUUGUUGCUAUGCACCUAAAUUUACUUUAUAAGAGCAGAGUUUGAUAUUUGGAGCAGACUGCACGUGUAUCUGUACUGUACAGUUAUAUCAUUCCCAUGCCAUAGUAGUUAUCGUAACUCAACUUAUGGAAUUUGGGAUUUGUUGUUUACAUAUAUUCUUAGGCAUGUGUCUAGACAGGAACUAGGAAUGACUUUAGACCAGUGGUUUUCAACCUGUGGGUCCCCAGAUGUUUUGGUCUUUAAUUCGCAGAAAUAGUAAUAGCUGGUAAACUGGCUGGGAUUUCUGGGAGUUGUAGGCCAAAACACCUGGGGACCCACAGGUUGAGAGCCACUUCCAAGACUCAACCCCCCUGUAUUUCAUCAUAUGGAGUUUUAUACGUGUAGAAAGGGAUUAAUUGAUAUGAAGCUGCUAUAACAAUAUAGUUACACCCUAAGAUAAGACAGAAGUUUCUGAUUUCUUUUUAUUGCAGCAACUCCUCUUAUUCUUUUUGGGGUUUUUUUAACCAUUAUCACCCCAUCUUUCUGCUUGGAUUCUGCUGUAUUUGAAAUAGUCAAAUAUGAAGAGAGCCUGUGUGAGUCAGCAAAACAUGAGGUUUUAUGUUGAAGGGGAAAGUUUCAACACAUAAGUUUAAAUAAUUUUGUGUUUAAAGCACAUUAUUUGACUCAGUUGUUUUUAAAAUGUUGUUGUUUUAGGACAGUGCCUUGUUAAUUUGGGAUGAACUUUUAUAUCCUCAGACUUGAGAAUCUUUCACUUUCAGUGGUAAUUGGGCACAUAUCUUCUCUGAAGUUUACACCCAUGUUUACAAGUGUUGUUUGUAUGCAUUUCAGAAGGCAACAGUCAAAUAGGAGUUUUUAAAGUUUGAACUAUUGAUGAGAGCACUGACUGUAUGGACUGUACCAUUUUUUUCAAAAUAUAUUUUUGCUUGAUGUUGUAUGCUUUAUAUUGCUAGGGAACAAAACAGAAGGAUGAGAUGAAAGAUCAAACUGUUUUUUUUAAAAUAAAAAAUCUGUAAUUAUUUUGAACAGAAAUAUGUCAAAACUAUCACAAUCUUAUUGUAUGUAUCUCUUGCUGAAAGGGAUUAUUUUACCCCUUAUUUGUAAUUCUAAAGGGACAUUGUACAUGCCUUGAAGGGAUUUAAUCUUGAUGUAUACUUUUUCAUUUGUAUCCAGAAUAAUUUGGUUUUGCCUCCUUUCUACUUGGUUUAAUCUUUUUAGGAAACGCAGUUUAUGCGUUGGUUGCAACCAGAGUUUAAUACUCUUUAAUCACGGGACUUCAGUCAUGCUAUCAGCAUAAUACUUUAAUCAAUAUAGUUAAUGUCCAAGCAGCAUUGUCCUCACAGACAAAUGUAUUAGUUUAUUUUUGCAAUGUAAUAACAAAGCAACAGAAUGUGCAUUUGUUGCAAGUGAAAAAGUGAUGUUUCUUAAAUGUAUUUCUUUUUAGAAUUAAUAUUGGAAUUAAUUAAAUGAAUUACUUUCUUUUAAAAACACACCACAAAACCAGUACAUAUAAGGCAAACUCAAAUGUAUGGUUUUAAAUUAAAACUGAAUGGUGUAUAUAUGAUUUUAGUGGUAAUAAUAGAAGAAAACUAAUGGGAAAGGGUUUUUUUUUCCUAACAGUCCAGAAGGUGUCUGCUAUUCUUGAUCAAUUAUUUCCAAUCUGGAGACGCUGACCUAUUAAAUUUUUAUAGUAAUUCA